AUAAUAAUCGUUAUUAACUAUGAAUUGGCUGAUAGCCGUUUAUAUCCAAUCUUUCAAAAUUUAUCUCCACAAGUUAGAAACAUUAGACGUACAACUCCUUAUACUAGAUCCUUACAACAAUCAAGUGAAUUUGUACCUAGUUAUACAAUUGAUGAAGGGUUUUCCCCCAUAAACUUACUUAGUCCAUAUGAUAAUAGGUGGAAGAUUGAGGCACUUGUUGUUACAAAAAGUAGCAUCAAAUAUUGGCAAAAAUUUGAUGGAACAGGAAGAUGGUUCACUGUAGUUCUUUCUGACAGUAGCGGCGAUAUUCGUGCUACAGCUUUUGGGCAACAAGUAGAUGAAUUUUAUGAUAAACUACAAGUGGGAAAAUUAUAUGAAAUUUCCAAAGCAAAGGUUAAUCCUGCCAACAAAAAAUAUUCAUCACUUAAAAACGAUUAUGAGCUUAUUAUUGCAAGAGAAACAAUCAUUAGAGAAGUUCUUGAUAAGGAUUCUUCCAAUUUUAUGGCUUUUAAUUUCGUUAAAAUUUCUGAUUUAAUUGAAUAUGAAAAAGAUGACAUUAUUGACGUUGUAGGCUUUGUUAUUAAUGUUAGCGAUAUUCAAGAGAUAACAACUAAAUCUAGAAGAAAUGUCAAUAAGCGUGGUAUUACAAUUAUUGACCAAAGUAAACAUCAAGUUGCAUUAGCUUUGUGGGGUCAGCAAGCUGAAAAAUACGAUAAUUCUCUCUUACACCAAGUCAUCGCUUGUAAGAAUGUGCGUGUUGGAGAUUUUCAAGGGCGGAAUAUCUCACUAGUCAUUGAUAGCUUUUUAAUAAUUGAUCCAAAUAUUAAAGAAGCGAAAGAAUUACGUGAUUGGUAUAAUUUACAUGGAUCUCAUUCAACGUUCACCUCUUUAAAUGUAUCAAAAUUUAUGAUGCAAUAUGGUGAUGACAUCAAGACGUUGGAACAAGCUAAAUGUGAAAGGCUUGGUCAGGAUAAUAAUGUUGAUUUUUUUGUAAUAAUGGCAACUAUUUUGUUUAUAAAAAAAGGUGUCUUUACUUAUCCGGCUUGCCCCACGUGCUAUAAAAAAGUUAUUAAAAACAACAAUAAUGAAUGGCAAUGUGGGAAGUGUUCUCAAUCUUAUCACGAACCUGAACAUAGAUACUUAAUGACAGUUAGUAUAGCAGAUUUUACUGGCUACACAAUAUUAACAUUCUUUAAUGAAACCGCUGCUAGUAUUAUGGGAAAUGAGGCAAAUGAACUCAUCAGAUUGGAAGAAGAGAACGAG
This is a messenger RNA of Dentiscutata heterogama, 1263 nucleotides long. Lineage: Eukaryota; Fungi; Glomeromycota; Glomeromycetes; Diversisporales; Gigasporaceae. The record is from the annotation of a GenBank genome assembly.